AUGGGUACAAUGCUGACAGUGUCAUCGAAUGCACGUUUUGAAAUUGGGACAUUUCACCCCGAAUGUAGUGAAAAACGAUCGGUAGCGGAAAAUUGCGGUACGAAAUAUUACAGUUGCGAUUCUGGUGAAUGUAUUCCACGUGAAAAAGCAUGUAAUCGAAAUUAUGACUGUACUGAUGGCAGUGACGAAAUGAAGUGCGAAUAUUUCCUUGCUGCUCAACGAGCACAUUCCAAAUCGACAAAUGCUGCCAAUGCUAACGUAAUCAGUAAAUUUGGCAAAAAUACAAGAAAUCAGGAAGAUGACCUGUACGACCAGAAAUCCGGUGUGCGCAACCGACAUAUUCCUUCAUUAUCUGACAAUGGAGACAGUUAUCCAUCAGGAAUCAGUAACAAAGGCUACGGAAACGAUCAUAGACAUUUUUCUGGUUACGGCAAGACGGGGCAAUUUAAUAAUGCUUAUGCUUGGACUGCUAACGGUAGAACCGGAUAUAAUCGAAAAAAGGCUGACGGAGAUCACAACAGAAAUAGAGAGAAGGGGAAUGAUAAGCAAAAUGUUUAUGUUUACAUUCCGCAUAAUGGCGGAGAUGAACAACGCCACAGUGUUGAUCAGUACAAAGAGCUAAACGGACGUAUUUCCGAAAUACAACAAGCGGAUCAUGCAGCACACCACGUGGAACAGUUAUCGUCAAAUGACCAAGAGCAAGGAUUAAAUUACGAGCCAAAUGACGUGCGGUCAUCAGCAGGAAGCGAAUCACUUGGUAGCCAUACUGAGAGGUUAUUCCUGCAUGGUGGCAUAAAAGACGGAAGCUAUCAUUCCGGAACUGUUUACGGUGAAACAGAAGCGAGAUAUGAGACAAAUCAGACAUCAUAUACUGAUCAAGAUAGUAAUGGGAUUGGUGAAAAGGAUGAGGAAGACAUAGAUGAAUGCUCUGAUCAGGAAUUCCGAUGUCCAUAUUUGACGAGAACACUUUGUGUUCAUUAUAUGAAAAUAUGCGACGGUAUUGAUGAUUGCGGCGAUGGUAGCGACGAGAUAAACUGUGCCGACGAUGAAACGACCGCGCCAACAAUCGACAGCGAAUCAUUCACGACAGCCAUUGCAGGAUGUGAACCGAAUCAGUUUCGGUGUGAAAACGGAAAAUGUAUUGCAAAAAUUGAUCGAUGCGACCGUAAAUAUGAUUGUGAUGAUGGGACCGAUGAAACUACCUGUGAAUAUUUCGUGCAAGCGCUGAAACAGUCGAGAACUACAACAAUACAACCGGACGAAAUUCCAGAAGUGAAGUCGAGUUAUACUGAAUCUGAAGAGCAGAAAUACAGCCAGAUAAAGAAAGAUGAGGAACGGCGAAUACAGGGAGGGGAACAGGAAAGGCUGAGAAAGGAGAAAGAACAGGAAGAGCGGCGAGGAGAGAGAUUGGGAGAGGAACAAGAAAGGGAACAGGAAAGAAGGCAAGAGGAGGAGAAACAAGGAGAGGGAAAGGAAAGAAUAAGGCAAGAAUAUUAUGAAAAGGAAAGGCAAAGACUGGAGAUUGAACAGCAAAAAGGGAAGGAAGAUGGACAGAAAGAGGAGUGGGAACGACAAGAACAGGAGAGAAAGAGACAAAAGAUGGAAAUAGAGAGACGAAGGGAUGAGGAAGAUGAGGAGCGUGUUCUUAGUAAGGAACGGGAGAGUUUUGAGGAGGAACAACAGCUAAGAUACAGGGAAGAUGAACAAGGACGAGAGGAAGAACGAAAGGAGGAAAGCUGGCGACGGUUGGAAGAGGACGAAAGAUAUGUGGAGGAAGAUCGUGAACGUUUGGAAGAAGAUCGCAGACGUUUGGAAGAAGAUCGCAGGUAUGAGGAGGAGGAUCGCAGGCAUGAGGAGGAGGAUCGCAGGCAUGUGGAAGAGGAUCGCAGGCAUGUGGAAGAGGAUCGCAGGCAUGUGGAGGAGGAAGAGCGCAGACGUUUGGAAGAAGAUCGCAGGUAUGAGGAGGAGGAUCGCAGGCAUGUGGAGGAGGAUCGCAGGCAUGUGGAGGAGGAAGAGCGCAGACGUUUGGAAGGAGAUCGCAGAUAUGAAGAGGAGGAUCGCGGGCAUGUAGAGGAAGAAGAUCGCAGGUAUGAGGAGGAGGAUCGCAGGCAUGUGGAGGAGGAAGAGCGCAGACGUUUGGAAGAAGAUAGCAGACGUUUGGAAGAAGAUCGCAGGUAUGGGGAGGAGGAUCGCAGGCAUGUGGAGGAGGAAGAUCGCAAACGUUUGGAAGGAGAUCGCAGAUAUGAGGAGGAGGAUCGUAAGCAUGUGGAGGAACCGAAGAGGGAAUUGGAAAAGAAAGAAAAAGAUGAAGAUGGAGAGAAACAUGAGAAACAUCAGAUGACUAUAGAAGGAGUCCGGAUUAGGGAAAGCAAGGAACGGCGCAGAUUAGAGUUAGAGAAUUACAAUCCGAGUACGGAAAAUGAGAUAGAUGAUGGGGGUUACACGGAUGCGAAUGCUCGUGAACGAUACGAAGUGGUUGGAGCGGGUGAAAUUUGCGCUCUUCAACAAUACCAAUGUGUUAGUGGUGAGUGCAUCGAAAUGGCUGCUCGUUGUGACGGAAAAGCGGAUUGUUCUGACGGUUCCGACGAGAUGCUCUGUCAUCCGGAACCACAAAAGCAGUCAAUUUCACAAACUCUGAAACCAAUCACAUAUUUUCUGCUUCAUUUCACUACUGUUACAUCAUAA
This is a messenger RNA of Acanthocheilonema viteae, 2685 nucleotides long. The record is from the annotation of a GenBank genome assembly. Lineage: Eukaryota; Metazoa; Nematoda; Chromadorea; Rhabditida; Onchocercidae.